This is a messenger RNA of Phlebotomus papatasi, 1091 nucleotides long. RefSeq lists its product as uncharacterized. The record is from RefSeq and is a predicted model, not a curated record. NCBI's taxonomy places the organism in Eukaryota, Metazoa, Arthropoda, Insecta, Diptera, Psychodidae. The transcript is spliced from 3 exons. The coding region runs from base 1 to 909 and encodes 302 amino acids.
AUGGAGACAAUUUUUUUGCUGCUUGCACUCUUUAGUAGCAUUUUUCCACCAAUUGGCAGUGAAUGGGUGAAGAUAUCUAUCGAUCCGGCGGAUGUGGCAAGGGGAAGUGAAUCAGUUCAGACACUCAGUAAAUCCCAAUUUCUUCAGGACACCCUGUCAUUGGGCAUUAAGGGAUCUCCUGAGGAUUACCCACAUCACAAAUGGAGAAAGAGUGAUGAGAAUCCAGAGUGGAUUACAAAGAAAAUUCAACCAAUUGCUGUUUCCUGGAUUAUACCAGAAAAAAUUCCAGAAGCUCUCUCUACAACCACUACUACAGCUCCUGAAAUGACCACAAUGGGCACAAUAGAGCCAGGAAGCACAGAGACCUCACCUACACCAAUUAAACAAGUAGUGGGAGCUACCCGGAAGCAGGAUACUGGCUUCGGUUUCAGUGGACUCAUCAACUUCCUCAAAAGUAUUCAAAGUUCUUUCUUGGAUAGAACAAAAAGGAGCAUUGGGGACAAAAUCAAGUAUCUCCGGGAUAUACGGGAUAAACUCCUUGUGGAAAUUGAGAAACGAAUCAAUGCUCUGUGGCCGGCUGUUGAAGAACCUCCACGGCGCAAAAAGACCAAAAGGCAUGCAAUGUCUGGACAGGAUGGUCACAUGGAUUUCCCAUCGGCCGAGGGUGCACUCAUGACCAUUUGUUUUCUGACUUUUGCCGUCUUCUUGAUCAAAUUGGUUCUGCAAGUAAUUAACACCAUCAAGAGCAAACACUACAGUUUCAAUGGAUUUGACACCAAAUCACCAGCUGCACCAAUUAAAAUCAUCAAAAAUAACAGGAAUGCAAGGAGAUUUUCACUAACAGACGCGGACAAUGUAAAAACAAUGGCUGAUAUUGUUGAUGCAAUCCGGCCGACUGAGAAAUUUUGAGUUCCUGCCACGAGAGGGACACCGGAAAUUCACUAAAAAAUUAUUUAUUUUAGCAUUUAUAUAUUUUUAUGCAUAUUUUAUAACAAAAUAAAAAUUUAUAAAAUACACAUUAUGUUUUUGAAGGGUAUUUUACUGGAAAUUAUUCAGAGAACAUGAAGAAAAAGCGGUACAGAAACUCGUUG